Messenger RNA from Ilyonectria robusta, 735 nucleotides. Its product is annotated as Isochorismatase-like protein. The transcript has 4 exons. Lineage: Eukaryota; Fungi; Ascomycota; Sordariomycetes; Hypocreales; Nectriaceae. The record is from RefSeq and is a predicted model, not a curated record. The coding region runs from base 1 to 735 and encodes 244 amino acids.
AUGAAGUUCACUUCCGUCCUCGCUGCCGGCCUCUUCUCGGCCGUUGCCCUCGCCGGCAAGAGCACCAAGCCCAAGGGCCCCAAGUACGAGCGACUUGACAAGGACAAUGCUAUCCUGCUCGUUGUUGAUAUCCAGGAGGGUCUCUACCAGAUCGCCCGUGACUUCGACCCUACCCUUUACCGGGACCAGGCUCUUGGCCACGCCGCUCUCGGCAAGGUCUUUGAUCUCCCCGUCGUCAUGACCACCUCUGCCGACCAAGGCCCCAACGGUCCCCUGGCUCGUGAGAUCCUCGAGAUGUACCCCGACAUGCCCCUUGUCCAGCGCCAGGGUGAGGUCAACGCCUGGGACAACGAGGAGUUCCGCAAGACCGUCCGCUCGUACAACCGCACCCAGAUCAUCAUGGCCGGCAUCACCACCGACGUCUGCACCACCUUCCUGGCUCUGUCCCUGCGUGAGGAGGGCUACUCCGUCUGGGCCAACGCCGAGGCCUCUGGCACCAACUCUGCUCUCGUCCGCGACAUCUCCAACGACCGCAUGGCCAACGCCGGUGUCCAGGUUGUCAGCCUGUUCUCCAUUGUCUGCGACCUCAUGCGCGACUGGCGCAACACCCCUGGUGCCAAGGAGCUCAUCCCCUGGUUGAACGUCUACUACCCCGUCUGGGGCUUCCUUGCCCGCACCCACGCCGCCGCCGUCACCAACGGCACCAUCCUGCCCGGUGAGGACACCCUCAUCUAA